Messenger RNA from Neocloeon triangulifer, 2877 nucleotides. Its product is annotated as zinc finger protein 354A-like. Lineage: Eukaryota; Metazoa; Arthropoda; Insecta; Ephemeroptera; Baetidae. Gene Ontology annotation, biological process: regulation of transcription by RNA polymerase II. The record is from RefSeq and is a predicted model, not a curated record. The transcript has 3 exons. The coding region runs from base 209 to 1063 and encodes 284 amino acids. Gene Ontology annotation, molecular function: DNA-binding transcription factor activity; RNA polymerase II cis-regulatory region sequence-specific DNA binding.
GUGUGAGGGUGAGGAUCUUGUUGGGCGAGGAAAACAAAACAAGAUCCAGCGUGUUCUUGUGUAAAUUUAAAACCUGUAACAGCAAACAAAAACAAACGUCAUUGUUGCUGCCAUGCAGUUCACGAUCCUCAACAAUGAAGACGAGCACAGGCCUACCUAUAAUUGCAGUUGUUGUCGAUUUUUGAAAUCAAUUUUUUAACUUGCAAAAAUGAACGAAUCUUACUGUGGACCUUUGAAAAACAUGAUUUCCUGUCUUUUGUGCCGCUGUCGAAUGGAAGAGUCCGAAUGCGUCUCUCUCCGAACAGUGGACCAGUCCAAGCUGAAAAACUGGGCUUUGGAAAACACGGGUCGAAGCCUAGACCUUGCCUUAAAUCAUCAGGUGUGCUGGAACUGCGUUCGAAAUGCAAAACUCUUAGGCACAAUCUCGGCAAGAAAAAGCUCAAACCAAGACUGGUGGUCCAAACUGGAGGAUCCUCUUGGAUCCCCAAAUUUUUCCCACGACGAAGACGAAUCUGGAGAAGAGGAUGAAGCCAAACAACUCUACUCCACACCAACCAAAUGUUCCACAGAUUGUGAUACAGAAAAUCAACUAGACUUGAAACCGUGCUAUGUUGUGCUGAACAAAAUUCCGUCAGACGAGGAAGACGAAGAAAUGAGCAGCUCGUCUGAAGAGGAUGACCUCGAGCCUCUGCCUGUCAAAGACAAGGAAAAUGAUAAAAACUACGAGUGCAGUGUGUGCUUCAAAUCUUAUAAAAGCAGAUCUUUGAUGAGGAGACAUUUGAAGAGGUUGCACAGAGACGACUUGCUCAAGUGCAAGUUUUGCCACAGGAAGAAUUUUGAAAGCAAACGCUUUCUCGAUGCUCACUGCCAGUUUUACCACAUGGAAGAGAUGCAGACUGCCCAGCUCAAACUGACCUGCAAUUUCUGCAUGAAACAGGAGUUGUCGCCCCUGAAACUAAAAUUCCACAUUGCCUCCAACCAUGCAAAUACCAGGUUUAAGUGUUCCAUAUGCGGUGAAGGGUUCACCACUCUUUUUAAACUGCGGGUCCAUAAUUGCAAGUAAGAAAACUUUUUUCUAAAUGCCACACUUGUUUGAUGUAUAUUUGAAUUUAUUAUGAAGACUUAAGGUGAAUUUUAUUCAAAGCAAUUCAAUCAAAACUGAACGCUAAAACUUUUAACAAGUAAAAAUAUAUUUCAAAUCAAGUAUAGCUGCUCUAUGCUCUUUUUAAUUUAGAAAUAAAAGGAGAAAGUGGAAGAAAGUUUUUUUUUAAGUUGUGUACAUAACUGAAAAUCAAUCAGGAGAUGAACGCUGUUAUAAAUGAAAGUCCCUGAAUUUAUAUUGUGCAAUUUCUUAUGUUAUAUUCAUUCAGUUAUGAACUCUAAAAUCACAAACUUAAUUGCCAGACAUAAAGAUUGUUACCACUCCGCGUUAAGUGAGAAUCUGCACCUUUGAGUACGCUUGUCAAAUACUUCGUGGGGUGGACAGAUUCUUUCUGGUGCGACAGCAACAUUAGCACCGUUGCCAAGGUUAGACUUUAGAGUUGAUGCAAAUCCUAUUAGCACGGCGGCAAAAAAAUAUGAAUAGCAGGAAUUUUUCUGACAUGAUGAUACUAGUGAUGACUGGAAGAUUAAAGUUCUAUAUUUUAUUGUGUGCUUGUGAGUGUAAUCAAAGAAACUCAAGGCAAUUUUGCAAAGGAUGUGGUCAGAAUUGUUGGGUGGAGCAGGGUGGGGGAAUAGAAUUGCAUGUUAAUGGAAUGCUCAAGUACUAAUAUCUAAUAAAAAUUGUCAUUUGAAAUUAAUUUGCUGUGUUCAUAAGGUAAUGAAAAAAAAUUAUCUCAGAUAUUGACGUUCUGCGUUGAGAGGAAAAAUGAGAUCUAUAUUUUUAUAUAGAUUUAAUUGUUAAGCGGAUUAAUAUUUGCAGUGCCAUUAAAAAUCAAAGACCUUGUUAUAAUUUUAUAAAUUUUGCUGGAAAUUUUAACAAAAUAUCCAAUCUCUAAAUGACAUCCUGAACUAAUUGUUUUCUUUUGCUGCCAAAAUGAUAGAGCACAGCAGUUCCUUUAAGACAAAUAAGAAAGCGCCAUGAGUUACAAACAAAAUUGUAUGGUAUCAUUUCUAAAUCUCAAACUAUAAAAAUAUGAAUCUUUGUGUGAGAAUUAACGGAUAAAAUAUGUUCAAAAUUUUUUAUUUAGUUUAUGUCACCCCAUGCCAUCCUAGGUUUUUGAUCAAAUAAUUAUUUUUAAGGAAGGCUUUGAGCUUAGUAAGGACCAAGAAAUAGUUAAUUUCCAUUUAUAUUUAAACUAUAUUGACCUUAAAAAUUCUGGAACUUGUAUUUCUUAAAAUAGCUUAAGUUGUUAUCUGAAAUGUACAACUUGUGUUAAUAAAACUCCACAAAACAUAUUAUUCCCACAUUUUAUCUUCAAAUAACACCGAUUUAAUCACGCGCACACAAUGAAAGUGACAAAUAAAGCAGUAACUUAUGAUUAUUUCACUGAAAAUCGAGUAGUUCUGUUGUAUGUCUGCAUCAUUGCGUAUGAGGAUCUAUAUAGCCAGAUUUAGAGCAGCAUCAACUAUGUAUUAUAAUAUUUGAGGUAUUACGCUACAGGUAUCACUAACCCGUGCAUGAUUUUAGCUGCUAUUCUUGUUUCAAAAUUCAUCCAAAUUUUACUCGUGCUAGAAAAUUGUCUAAAAUUCAUUAUUUUUACGGACUGUGUAAUUAAAUUGUUUUUAUUAUUUAUUUUUCUCGGUCAAUACCUAAAAAUUGAACUGUAAAAUCGGGAAGAAAAAGUUUAUAACAACUAUGCAGAAGUUGGCUAAAACGCUCGACAUUAAAAGAGACUCAGUCGCCGCGUUUGUAAUAAAAUUGUAGAUUAAUUUAUU